AUGGGCGCGCACGUGUCGCGACACGUGGACGAGCGGCUGGACGACCUGGAGGUGUAUCAGCGCGCAGUGGCCGCCACGUUCUCGGAGCGGUCCAAACCGCCAUCCGACGGCGUCGACGCGGCGCCGGGCAUUCAGCAGGCGCAGCUUCUAGACGCGUGCAAGGCCGUGCUGCAGCGAGUAUCGGCGGAACUAGAUCCGCGCGCCGGCCGCGUCUGCCUCCGCGUGCCCACCCCGCGCGACCUCGACUUCGCGCUUUCCCGCCAUCCCGCGCUCGCGCAGCUGCCCAUGCUCUCUUUCGCGGAGUUCGAGCGCGUCACGCGCUGCGUCUUAAAGCGCGUCGCCGCGGAUCGCGGGCGCCGCCUACUGCUCUUCGUAACAGGCGGAGUUAUAGCGAUUCCCAUGUAUUACCGUAUUCCAUGCUCUGCCCUGCGCAUUGGGCACCUCAUUCGGCUGAUCGUCCCAUGGCUUGCAUUGUGA
Messenger RNA from Closterium sp. NIES-65, 477 nucleotides. The record is from the annotation of a GenBank genome assembly. NCBI's taxonomy places the organism in Eukaryota, Viridiplantae, Streptophyta, Zygnematophyceae, Desmidiales, Closteriaceae.